Molecule: messenger RNA, 1280 nt
Organism: Belonocnema kinseyi
Lineage: Eukaryota; Metazoa; Arthropoda; Insecta; Hymenoptera; Cynipidae
Product: retinol dehydrogenase 14
Exons: 5
Coding region: 136-1134 (332 amino acids)
Source: RefSeq, a predicted model, not a curated record
GAACUGUGGAGGGGAAUAAAUACCUGUUGCUUGACAAGAUGGUAAGUUGGUACCGCCAAGUCCAGUCGUGAACCGGCCGCUCGACAAGAAGUGGCAUCCAAUUCAGCAACUACGACUUUCUUCAUACUCAACACAAUGAUGUUAAGCUGGGUAUCCUGGACAGCCUUGUUCAUCCUGCUUGUAGCAGUAGUUCUGGGCUCUGCAAUUUUUCUCCUCCUUGCUUUGAGAUUAUAUGUAUACCUCAGUCUAGGAGUAUGCAAAAGCAAAAGUAAGAUGAAUGGAAAAACUGCCAUAAUUACUGGCUGUACCUCUGGAAUUGGGAAAGAGACAGCAAGAGAUUUCGCUAAACGAGGAGCUCGGGUUAUCAUGGCCUGCAGAAACGUGCAGAAUGCCAAUAAAAUAAAAGAUGAACUAAUAAAGGAAACAGGCAAUGAAAAUAUCGUAGUUCGUAAACUGGAUCUAUCGUCAUUGCAGUCAGUGCGUGAAUUUGCCAAGCAAAUAAAUAAUGAAGAAAAAAGUUUAGAUGUAUUGGUUCACAAUGCAGGUACUGCAGAAACUUUCACAAAGAAAGUCUCAGAAGAUGGUCUCGAACUCACAAUGGCCACUAAUCAUUAUGGGCCGUUCCUCUUAACACAUCUUUUAAUUGAUUUAUUGAAAAAAUCCGCUCCAAGCCGCAUAGUAGUUGUAGCUUCUGAACUAUACAGACUGUCAACCUUGAAUUUGGAGAACCCCAAUCCAGUAGACACUUUCCCAGCCUACUUGUACUACGUUUCGAAAUACGCCAACAUUGUUUUCACUUUGGAACUGGCACGUCGUCUUGAAGGCACGAAUGUGACAGCAAAUUGCCUUCAUCCAGGAAUGAUCGACAGUGGCAUUUGGAGAAGUGUGCCAGCUCCAUUAUCUUGGGGCCUAAGCAUCAUCAUCAAGUCAUUUUUCAAGUCACCAGAACAGGGCGCUCAAACUUCAAUCUAUCUUGCUGUUUCUGACGAAGUUGCUGGAGUUUCUGGAAAAUAUUUCCUGGACUGUCAUGAAUCUUGGUUGUCAUCAGGAGUCUCGGACGCCGCAAAAGGAAAGAAAUUCUGGGAAUUGAGUGAAGGUUUGGCAAAACUCCAACCAAGCGAUCCGAAGAUAUAAAAAAAAAUCUCAUAUUUAAAUUCCGCCCAUAAAAGACUUCGUCAUACAGUUCAUCUACUGAACGUAUGACUUUAGCUUAAAAAUGUUAAAAAAAAUUGUUUUUAUACUCAAGUUAAUGAAACCAAUAAAUAUGGUUGUUUUUUUUU